Hipposideros armiger (great roundleaf bat) is the source of this 1440-nucleotide messenger RNA. RefSeq names its product FAH domain containing oxaloacetate decarboxylase 1 (gene FAHD1). Lineage: Eukaryota; Metazoa; Chordata; Mammalia; Chiroptera; Hipposideridae. The transcript has a single exon. The record is from RefSeq and is a predicted model, not a curated record. Gene Ontology annotation, molecular function: acetylpyruvate hydrolase activity. Gene Ontology annotation, cellular component: mitochondrion. Bases 103 to 768 code for a protein of 221 amino acids.
GGAUAGCGCUCCGAGGUAGUUCGUCCUUUCUGGAUAGCCGUAGACGUCUGGGGCCCGGCCCCGGCCUAGUCCACGUGACUCUACGAGCGCCCGGCAGGAGCCAUGGCGGCAUCCAGGCCGUUGUCUCGCUUCUGGGAGUGGGGGAAGAACAUCGUGUGCGUGGGCAGGAACUACGCGGACCACGCCAAGGAGAUGAAGAGCGCCGUGCCCAGCGAGCCGGUGCUCUUCCUGAAGCCGUCCACCGCCUACGCCCCCGAGGGCUCGCCCAUCCUCAUGCCUGCCUACAGCCACAACCUACACCACGAGCUGGAGCUGGGCGUGGUGAUGGGCAAGCGCGGCCGCGCCGUCUCGGAGGCCUCAGCCAUGGACUACGUAGCCGGCUAUGCCCUGUGCCUGGACAUGACCGCUAGGGAUGUGCAGGACGAGUGCAAGAAGAAGGGGCUGCCCUGGACUCUGGCGAAGGGCUUCACAACCUCCUGUCCCGUUAGCGCGUUCGUGCCCAAAGAGAAGAUCCCUGACCCUCACAACCUGAAGCUCUGGCUCAAGGUCAACGGCGAACUCAGGCAGGAGGGUGAGACAUCCUCUAUGAUCUUUACCAUCCCGUACAUCAUCAGCUACGUUUCUAAGAUAAUGACCUUGGAAGAAGGAGAUAUUAUCUUGACUGGGACGCCAAAGGGAGUUGGACCCGUUAAAGAAAACGAUGAGAUCCUGGCUGGUAUAGACGGGGUCCUCAGUAUGAGAUUUAAGGUGGAAAGGCCAGGAUAUUGAUUCUACAAAGCGCCCUGAUUUCUAAGUUUCAUGAGAAGGGAGCUGGACAGAAGCAAGCAAAGGUAUUAAAAGCGACAAUCCUUUAAUAAGUAGCCAAUUUUUAAAGAUGAUUUGAUUGUGUUGCUAUGCCUCCAAGGAAAACACCAUCUAGACGAGCCAGGUCAGAAAUGGAGAGAGAGAUAGUCUUUCUUCUAGGAAACAACUAGAAUAAAGUAUUUGUACUUCCUUCAAUGAGAAUUUAACAAACCAAAUGCUCAGGAGACUAACUUUCCUUUCCUAAAACCGGACUGGAUAAGACUUUUCAGUGGGUCAUUCUGGGAUCAGUAGUUCAAGAAUUAAAAUCUGGGAAGGAAGUUGCAAAGCAUGUUUCAAAUCAGUGUUUCGCACAUUUCCUUGAUCAUGAUAAUCAUCUGGAGGUAUUUGUAAAAAUGAACAUUUCCAAAUUACUGUCCCAAACCAGGCCUUAAUCAUCAGAAUUCAUCUUCAGCACUCCGACUGAUUCUUAUCCCUGAAAUGUGGAAAAACACUACUCUGCAUAAUUAGUUAAUUUAAAAUUUGAUUUAAUAAGUUAUCAGUGAAUGACAACCUCACUCAUUUGUACCCUGGCUCAUAGAUUCUAAGUUUAAGAGAUUUUUGAAACUAUUGUUUUCCAAAUAAAUAUGCUGAGUUUUG